Molecule: messenger RNA, 549 nt
Organism: Prunus armeniaca (apricot)
Lineage: Eukaryota; Viridiplantae; Streptophyta; Magnoliopsida; Rosales; Rosaceae
Source: the annotation of a GenBank genome assembly
AUGGUGAAGGUGCUUGAAUGGAUUGUUGAUGAUGUCAACCAAGAUAAUUUAGGUGAAGCAAAUAGGUUGUUGAAAGAAAUACAAACUUUUGACUUUGUGUUUCACUUAUAUUUGAUGAGAUUUAUAUUGGGAAUCACAAAUGAUUUGUCAAAGGCAUUACAAAAGAAAGAUCAAGAUAUUGUGAAUGCAAUGAUGUUGGUCCAAAGAUGUAAGCAAAAGCUACAAUCCGUGAGGGAUGAUGACUUUGAUGAUUUGCUUGGCCAAGUAUCAAUGUUUUGUGGCAAAAAUGAUAUUGACUUUUCUAACAUGGAUGAUUUAUUUGUACCACAAGGGAGAUCAAGACGUAAAGCUCAGAAAAUCACAAACCGCCAUUAUUAUCGUGUGGACCUAUUUCUUACUAUCAUUGAUAAGCAACUAGUGGAAUUGAAUAAUCGCUUCACUGAGAAACUGAACAACCAUCCAGCCAACUCUAGAAACUCAACAGCCAUUUUGCUAAAAGCUCAACUCAAUGUACCAAUAUUCAAGAGGGAGCUUGGUGAUAUGGUCUAA